AUGCAUCAACAGCUUCAUGCUAUUAGGCGCCGUUCGAAAAUGACGUCACACUUCCAGGGUGGGGGACGGGGUAAAAGCGUUUGUGACGAUUUGUCACAGAUAAUCUUCGCAGAUGAUUCCACCGAGUCUGGAAAGGCUCCAUAUAAUAUUAGACAUAUAGAAACUUCAAACAAAAUACUUCUGGCCAUAGAUAAAUUAGAAAAACCUUUUUGGAAUGCAGUUAACGCUAUGAAACCAAAAGGAAAAGAUACUGACGAAAUAAAGUCAUAUAUAGCAAAUUGUAUGUCACAGCCUGAAAUCCUUAAAGAACACUUUAAAAUCUAUGGUACUACGGCGGACAAAUGUGACAAGUGCUAUGAUGAAUUUGACAAAUCUAAGAAUAUUAAGGUUGCGGACAAGUGCUGUGAUAAAGCUCUUGAUGAGUACGUUAAAGCGGAAAAACCUGCUGAAAUCGACCUGUUAAUAGGCGCCGAAUUCUUUUAUCAGCUUUUAUGCUCAGGUCAAAUUCGGGUCAAGGGUCAAUCAGCUGUAUUUCAAGAAGCUCGUUUAGGAUGGAUUCUAGCUGGUCGUCUUUCAAGCGAUCUGUUUUCCAAAUCAUUUCAAAGCACUUGUAAUUUAAUAAAAUUUCAAGAGUUACCUAUUCUUUGGGAACUAGGUAACGAAUCCAUUUCUAACAUCAGGUCAAAGGAAGAAUUGGCCUGUGAAGAGUAUUACAAAAAUACCAUUCGAAGAGAAGUUUCAAGCAGAUAUUGCGUCAAACUUCCUUUCAAUGACAAACGAGACUCCCUUGGAAACUCACGAAACACAGCUCUGCCGCGUUUUCAUGCACUCGAAAGAAGAUUCGAGAAAGAUCCUGCCCUCAAGGAGCAAUACACUGCAUGCAUUCAAGGUUAUUUUAAAGAGUUACACAUAAAAUCAAUUUCAAGCAAUGAACCGAACAAUCAGGGUUACUAUCUUCCGCAUCACGCUGUUGUCAAGACUUGCAGUCUUACGACAAAAACAAGAGUCGUUUUUGACGGCUCCGCAAAAACGACAACGGGAAUCUCGUUAAACGACUCACUGAUGGUCGGUCCGACUAUCCAAGAGGAUCUUUUCUCAAUCAUAACGCGGUUCCGAACCUUUCAAUAUGCACUCACUGCCGACAUCGAACAGAUGUACCGGCAGGUUGUAAUUUCAGAAGAGGAUACUCGUUAUCAAAAAAUCCUCUGGCGUAAAUCUCGUGACGAGCUAAUUGAAACGUACUGCUUAAAUACAAGAGAUUUCUAUGUUGACGAUCUUUUAACGGGUGCGUCAACUUAUCAAGAGACAGUUCAAAUUCGAAACGAAUUAAUUGAGAUUUUAAAAAAGGGGGGUUUCCAUAUUCGAAAAUGGGCAUCUAAUGAUUCUCAAUUGAUGAACUUUUUUUCGGACGACCACUCCAAGGCUUUCAUGUCUUUGGACCCCUCGGAAACUAUAAAAACUUUAGGAAUUCACUGGGAUGCUGUAGCUGACUCAAUCACCUAUACUGUCAAUGUGGCUGAUACUAGUAAACCUAUCAGUAAACGUUCAAUGCUGUCACAGAUUUCAAAACUGUUCGAUCCAUUGGGACUACUCGGUCCAGUUAUGGUGAUAGCAAAGAUAAUAAUCCAACAGCUUUUGAAACUUCAACUCACAUGGGACACUCUGAUUCCAGAGGAGUCUCAGGAAUUUUGGAAUCGCUAUCAGAAUCAGUUGCAGCUUCUCAAUAAUAUUGAAUUCAGUCGCUGCGUGCUAAUCCCAAAUGCAAUCGAAAUUCAGCUGCAUGGAUUCUGUGACGCGAGUGAGAAGGCCUAUGGAGCCUGUUUCUACUUUCGCUCAAAUGAUCCGCAAGGCAAUCAUCAAAGUAGCCUCAUCUGUUCGAAGUCACGAGUCGCACCUUUAAAAACUACAACUAUACCUCGAUUAGAGCUCUGCGCAGCGAAUCUCUUAUCAAGCAGUCCUUCUCACACCUUGAAAACCUUCGUUGCUAAUAGAGUUGCUGAAAUACAAGCAGCAACUCAGGCUCAAGACUGGUUUCAUGUUCCUACACAGGAUAACUCUGCUGACCUACUUUCACGUGGUCCAUUCCCUGAAGAGUUCCUUCGAAACACCCUUUGUACUCACGGGCCUCGAUGGCUGAGUCAAGGCAGAGACACGUGGCCCCAGUUAUCUUUUAAAAAACACAAGGUCCCAAAAACGCGCAUUAAUUCUUCAACGCUGUCGUGUAAACUCAUUCAGGAAAAGAGGCCAGCAAACAAAUUGCUUAAACGUUUUAGCAAUUACAAAAGGCUAGAAACCAUGGUAGCGUAUUGUUUACGCUUUAUAAACAAUUGCAAAAAUAAAGAUCCCACAACCAGACAAACGAGCGACCUGUCCACGAGAAUCAUCAAGGUAGGUGGUAGAUUGGCAAACGCUAAUGUGCUAGAUUCUCAUAAACAUCCCAUAGUACUUCCAAAACAUCAUCACAUUUCAAAAAUCAUCAUUCGCGAUGAACACAUUGAUCGUAUGCAUGCCGGGGUUAACGCCACGCUUUAUGGUGUUCGCGAAACCUUCUGGCCAAUAGACGGCCGUAAUACUGUGCGAGACGUGGUUCGACAAUGUAUACGAUGCUUUCGAGCGAAACCGAGCGUUUACGAGCGUUCUCGACCGUUUACCGACGUGGGGGUGGAUUAUUGUGGUCCUUUUUUCAUUAAGGAACGCCUACAUCGGAAUCGCAUUAAAAUAAAAACCUAUGUUUCAAUCUUUGUUUGUCUUGCUACCAAGGCUGUUCAUUUAGAACUAGCCUGCGAUUUGUCAACCGAGGCCUUUCUGGCUUCUUUAAAGAAAUUUCUUGCGCGAAGAGGAUUGCCUAACUCAAUUUCAUCCGACAAUGCUACUAACUUCGUCAGUGCUGACAGACAGCUUCGCGAACUUUAUCAUCAAAUUGAUUCAUUCGAGAAAAACAAGGAAACUCAAGCCUUCCUUUUAAGGAAGGAGAUUAACUGGCGUUUCAAUCUUCCGCGAGCUCCUUAUUUCGGGAGUCUCUGGGAGGCCGCGGUUAAGUCUUUUAAAAACCACUUUACGCGAAUUGCAGGAAACACUCUCUUAACCUACGAACAGCUCCAAACGUAUGUCGCUGAGAUUGAGGCAAUCCUGAACUCGCGUCCUUUAUCUCCCUUGUCCUCCGAUCCCAACGACCUUCUUCCUUUAACCCCAGGUCAUUUCCUGAUUGGGACCUCUCUGACGAGCUUUCCGCAACGAGACAAGCGUAACAAUCCAGCUAAUCGCUUGAACUGCUGGGAACUCGCUCAGCAAAUGCGUCAUCAUUUUUGGGACAGAUGGCAUCGAGAGUAUUUAGGUGAAUUAAUUUCACGUAGCAAGUGGAAAACAGCUACCAAGCAAGAGGAUAUCGAGAUUGGAACUCUUAUUGUUAUCAAGGAAGAAAAUUUGCCACCGAUGAACUGGAAAAUUGGACGAAUCAACGAAGUUCAUCCAGGUCAAGAUGGAGUAAUUCGAGCAGUCACAGUUUGA
Belonocnema kinseyi is the source of this 3507-nucleotide messenger RNA. RefSeq lists its product as uncharacterized. The record is from RefSeq and is a predicted model, not a curated record. Gene Ontology annotation, molecular function: nucleic acid binding. Lineage: Eukaryota; Metazoa; Arthropoda; Insecta; Hymenoptera; Cynipidae. Gene Ontology annotation, biological process: DNA integration. The coding region runs from base 1 to 3507 and encodes 1168 amino acids. The transcript is spliced from 8 exons.